AAUUAACUUGUACCAUUACCGAAUACCAAACAAAACCUACGCGCCCUAGCAACGUCUCCAAUCGACUCAUUUUAGUGCCCAUUUACAUUUCUCCUUUCUCUGUCAACUUCCAUGAUCAUCCCCGAAAGAUGCUCCGUAAAAACCAAAUCUUGAACCCCAUUUCCUGUUCCCAUCCUCAGAGAAACCUCAAUGCUAAUCUUCUAAAUCACUACAUCUUCGCUCUCUUCACCACAACCAACAGCAAGGCAUCAGCUUCCCCUGACUCAUCCUCCACAUCCGAGUCGCCCGACAUCCCAAGUUGGGUCACUAACCAAAACCCAGAGACCCAAACCUCAGAGGAUGACGAUUUUGUCAUCCCUUCACUUGCCAGUUGGAUUGAAAACCAACCCAAAGUUAAGCACUGGCCAACCAGAAAACCUGAAACCCAAGUGGACAAACUCACUAAGAUCCUUAAACAUCCCUACCCAUCGCAUGAAAAAGUUGUGGAAGCCUUAGACGGGUCCAGUUUAAGUGUUUCCAACGUUUCAGUUGAGCAACUAUUGAAGCGGUUUUAUCAUUGUUGGAUUUCAGCUUAUGGGGUUUUCAUUUGGGCGAAAAAACAAUCAGGUUAUACGCAUACUCCUGAGUUAUAUGAUUCCAUGGUUGAUAUAUUAGGGAAGGCUAAAAAGUUUGAUUUAGUGUUGGAUUUAGUUAACGAAAUGAAUCAGUUAAAAGGUUAUAUUCGUUUAAAUACAAUGGUUAAGGUUAUUAGGAGAUUAGCUAAGGCUGGUCGGUUUAGUGAAGCUAUUGAGGCUUUCAGAAGGUUAGAGGAAUAUGGGAUUGGCAAAGAUGUUGUGGCUUUGAAUGGAUUGUUGGAUGCAUUGGUCAAAGGGGAUGGUGUAGAACAUGCUUAUGAAGUUUUUGUUGAGUUAAAGGAAUGUAUACCUUUGAAUUCUAGUAGUUUUAAUAUUUUGAUACAUGGAUUUUGUAAGGCUAGGAGAUUAGAUGAUGCUAGGAAGAUUUUGAAUGAGAUGGAGGAAUACGGGUGUCAGCCUUGUGUUGUUUCAUAUACUAGUUUCAUUGAGGCUUAUUGUCAUGAAAAGGAUUUUCACAAUGUGGAUGCUGUUUUGGAUGAAAUGAAAGAGAAAGGGUGUAGGCCGAAUGUAGUGACCUAUACUAUUAUUAUGCAUGCUAGAGGGAAGGCAGGGAUUAUUGGUAAGGCGUUGGAGGUUUAUGAGAAGAUGAAAAAUGAUGGUUGUUUACCGGAUUCUUCAUUUUAUAGUUCGUUGAUUUUCAUUCUAAGCAAGUCAGGUAGGCUUAAGGACGCAGAUGAAAUCUUUGAGGACAUGAAAAAGCAAGGUGUUAGGCCGAACGUAUUGACAUAUAAUACAAUGAUUACUUCAGCUUGUGGGCAUUCACUUGAAGAGAAAGCAUUGAAGUUGCUUCAGAGGAUGGAAGAGGAUUCACGCAAGCCAGAUAUUUCAACUUAUGGGCCUUUACUUAAAAUGUGCUGCAGGAAGAAGAGGAUGAAGGUGCUCAACUUUCUGUUAAGCCACAUGUUAAACAACGAUGUCAGUAUUGAUCUUGCAACCUAUAGUCUAUUGGUUCAACGGCUUUGUAAUAGUGGAAAGCUGGAGCAAGCUUGUGCAUUCUUUGAAGAAAUGGUGCUGAAGGGGAUGAUUCCCAAGGAUUCCAUACGUAAGACACUGGUAGAGAAACUUGAGAAGGAGAAUAUGGCUAAAGCAAAAGAGCAAAUUCAGGAAUUGAUGUCAAAUGUGAAAGAGCCAGUAAAAACAGGCUUUCACAGAGAAUGAUUGUUAAGAUUCAGAAUAGACUCACCAGAUUGGGCUUUGUCAAUGUUUCUGCGUUUUGAUCAUGUAAGUAUUUGUCAUAUGUAUUGUUCAUUAGUCUUUGCCAGUAUUUAACACCAAUCCAUGCCAGUGUGUUAAUCUUGAUUAAGCCAGUGUGAAAUGGUACCUAGGUGAUGGAAGCUGUUAAUCUUUUGGAGCAGUUUUCUUAGACCAAUUUUUCUGCCUCUAAAAGCUGUUGUUGUACUAUUUUAUAAUUUGUCCUUUUCAAUCA
Theobroma cacao (cacao) is the source of this 2061-nucleotide messenger RNA. Its product is annotated as Pentatricopeptide repeat (PPR) superfamily protein. Gene Ontology annotation, cellular component: chloroplast. Gene Ontology annotation, molecular function: protein binding. Gene Ontology annotation, biological process: chloroplast-nucleus signaling pathway; mitochondria-nucleus signaling pathway. The record is from RefSeq and is a predicted model, not a curated record. Lineage: Eukaryota; Viridiplantae; Streptophyta; Magnoliopsida; Malvales; Malvaceae.